Molecule: messenger RNA, 642 nt
Organism: Papaver somniferum (opium poppy)
Lineage: Eukaryota; Viridiplantae; Streptophyta; Magnoliopsida; Ranunculales; Papaveraceae
Product: heat shock 22 kDa protein, mitochondrial-like
Exons: 2
Coding region: 1-642 (213 amino acids)
Biological process (GO): response to heat
Source: RefSeq, a predicted model, not a curated record
AUGGCUCCCUUCAUCCCCAUCAUCAUGGCCACCAUGUCAAAGAAACCUAUUACUACUUCUGUUGUCACCCCAAAGGUUAUGAAAAAUAAGCUCCAUCUUUUUAAGAACCCUAACCCCAAACGUUCUGCAGUUUCUUUUGUCCCCAAAUGUUCUUUCCCACUUACUAAGAAAAACAAGAAAGGAUCUGAUCACAUCUGUGAUGCUCUUCGUCCUAGUUUCCCUACUCAUGAUCUUAUUAGUUCAGAUAUCUUUGUUUCUGAUAUGGAGGAGGAGGUGAAGCUAUAUGACAAAGAAGAAGUAAAAGAUUUGAUGAUGAAUAGAUGGAGUGCUAAAGAGCUGAAAGAAGGUAUUGAGUUGAAGAUCAACUUGCCUGGGUUUGGAAAGGAUGAUAUCAAGGUCACUGUAGAUGGUACCUCUCUUGUUAUCACUAGUCUUCUGGGUAAAGAAGAAGAUGAUGUUGUUGGUGUUGGUCUAGAUGUUAAUGAAGAUGAUAUGAACACUGUUAUAAUUUUCGAUCUGGAUUUUGAUGAUCUCCUGAACUUACAGGAACUGAAAGCUGAGAUGAAGAAUGGACUUCUUAAGAUCUCUAUUCCUAAGGUAAAGGUUGAGGAGAAGAAUGUCAUCCUUGUAACUAUUGAGUAG